AUGGGACAGACGACGAAAAUAGAUCGUUAUAUCUUUGAUGGCGCAGACAGAAACGUUCAUCGUCAAGCUCGUAUAAAAGCUUUUCUAAGAAACCCUCUGACAGUAUCUGCCAACAGCCGAUAUGAACAAGUUCCUCGUGUUUUUGUACCGCUAUCAUACCGUGGAGAUGUUUGCGACAAGGUAUGCAGCAAGCGUGAUGGUUGGGAACGUUGUGAAAAGGAAAAGAAGCGAGGUGAUUGGGAGGUAACAUGCACUGAUACCAGAGGAGGACGAGGAGAAAAAGGACCAAAGCGUGGCGGUCGUGAUUAA
Haemonchus placei is the source of this 309-nucleotide messenger RNA. Lineage: Eukaryota; Metazoa; Nematoda; Chromadorea; Rhabditida; Trichostrongylidae. The record is from the annotation of a GenBank genome assembly.